AUGGCUGGCAAUAACGACAAGACUAACUCUGCGGAGGUGCGGGAGGACCGGGUGGUGACGAACUCGGUGGGUAACCCGAUCAACGAGCCGUUCGCGACGCAGCGGGUGGGGCAGCACGGGCCGCUGCUGCUGCAGGACUACAACCUGCUGGACCUGCUGGCGCACUUCAACCGGGAGCGGGUGCCGGAGCGCAACCCGCACGCGCACGGGUCCGGGGCGUUCGGGUACUUUGAGGUGACGGACGACAUCACGGACGUGUGCGGGUCGGCGAUGUUCGGAGAGGUGGGCAAGCGGACGCGGGCGCUGGUGCGGUUCUCGACGGUUGGCGGGGAGAAGGGCUCUGCGGACACGGUGCGGGACCCGCGGGGGUUUGCGGUGAAGUUCUACACGGAGGAGGGGAACCUGGACUGGGUGUACAACAACACGCCGGUGUUCUUCAUCCGGGACCCGUCGAAGUUCCCGCACUUCAUCCACACGCAGAAGCGCAACCCGCGGACGAACCUGAAGGACGCGAACAUGUUCUGGGACUUCCUGACGACGCCGGAGAACCAGGUGGCGAUCCACCAGGUGAUGAUCCUGUUCUCGGACCGGGGCAUCCCUGCGUCGUACCGGCACAUGAACGGGUACUCGGGGCACACGUACAAGUGGUCGAACAAGCAGGGCGACUGGCGCUACGUGCAGGUGCACAUUAAGACGGACCAGGGCAUCAAGAACCUGACCGCGGAGGAGGGCGCGAAGCUCGCGGGCGAGGACCCGGACUUCUGCCAGCAGGACCUGGUCCAGGCGCUGGAGCGCGGCGAGUACCCUUCGUGGACGGUGUACAUCCAGACGAUGACGGAGGAGCAGGCGCAGAAGCUGCCCUUCUCGGUGUUCGACCUGACGAAGGUGUGGCCGCACAAGGACUUUCCGCUGCGCCGCGUGGGCCGUCUCGUGCUCAACGAGGUGCCCACCAACUUCUUCGCGCAGAUCGAGCAGGCCGCGUUCUCGCCGGCGACGACCGUGCCGUACCAGGAGCCCAGCGCGGACCCCGUGCUGCAGGCGCGGCUCUUCUCCUACGCGGACGCGCACCGCUACCGCAUCGGGCCCAACUACCACCAGGUGCCGGUGAACUGCCCCUACGCCUCGAAGUUCUUCAACCCCGCGAUCCGCGACGGGCCCAUGAACGUCGACGGCAACCUCGGCAGCGAGCCCAACUACCUGGCCACCAACAACAAUUACCGCUUCCUCGGCGCCGACCGCCCGAUCCAGCAGCACCAGGAGACGUGGCAGGGCCCCGCCCAGCCCGUGCACUGGGCCACCACCGGCGACAUCGACUUCGCUCAGGCCACCGCGCUCUACCACGUGCUUGGCCGCACCCCCGGCCAGCAGCGCAACCUGGCCCACAACGUGGCCAUCCACGUCGCCAGCGCGGACCCGCCGAUCCAGGAGCGCGUCUUCCAGAUGUUCUCCCGUGUCGACAAGGGCCUCGGUGAGGCCAUCCGCUCUGAGGCCACCGCCCUCAGCCAGAAGAAGCCCAAGUUGUAA
Molecule: messenger RNA, 1524 nt
Organism: Eremothecium gossypii ATCC 10895
Lineage: Eukaryota; Fungi; Ascomycota; Saccharomycetes; Saccharomycetales; Saccharomycetaceae
Gene: CTA1
Product: catalase A
Exons: 1
Coding region: 1-1524 (507 amino acids)
Biological process (GO): hydrogen peroxide catabolic process; response to hydrogen peroxide
Cellular component (GO): peroxisome; cytoplasm; mitochondrion
Molecular function (GO): heme binding; catalase activity
Source: RefSeq, marked provisional